AUGGUCCUUACUCCGCCGACGGUCUCGAGGCCUUGGUAUGCGUCGUCGACAUUCAUCGUGGCGGCGGCUGUCGCCGUGGUGAUUGCCCUGGUCGCGAUCAUGCUUUUCGCAUUCUUCAGAGUCUCCUCUGGGUCCAGCAGCGCCGUCGCAGUAGCGAACGCCCCGAGGUCGGCUGCGGCGAAGUGUGCCGACUUUCGAUGCUCUGAUGUGCGUGAUCUGAUCCCGGGCGCUUUGGCGGGGUCCUUUCCGGACGCGAGCGACGACCCCACCGCUUUUCGAAUCAUCGACGUGAUCCCCGUCGCCGACCCUAACCCGGCCCAUCUGGAUUCCGCGAGUUGCAAGGUCACCUAUCAACACGGGAACGUUCAGAAGACCCGCCGCAUGUCGUUCGCCCCGAGAGUCGGCGCGUGUGGCUUCGUACUAGACGGGAUGAGCAUGCCCGGCGGAGGAGACUUCUGCGACGACAUAAAGUGCCUCACUCAGACGUCGUCGGGAAGGCCGGUCGACGAUGAUGGCGCCGCUGCUCGGAAGGAGUGGAACGUCCGGCGGUACGCGACCCCGGCGACCGUCUCUUCCCGCCAGUCGGUGAUUUCGAACGCUACGUCGACGACACCUCCGAACGGCAAUCCCACCAUCGUUUCGACCGUCACACCGCCGGCGAUGCCGACCGCCGUCAUCUCGACCCCUCCUCCGCCCGCCGCCCCGGCCCCAUCUUCCGUCGGCAAUCUUUGCGAGCUGCGAUUCAUAGCCCCCAACUGGGGUACCGUGGGGACUGAUGCCAUAGAGACUCAAGUCCGACGCGGCAGAUGGUUAGCUUCCGGUUCGCUGCCGGACGGAACGAUCAUCACCCUCACGCACAUCAAGGAGUGGUCCGUCCCCGAUGGCUUGGCGAACAAGGAUCCGGUUCUGUCCAUGCCGCUCAACUUCGGGGCUGAGGUCACGUACAGAUUCAUCGACCCGAACACGAGGGCGCCGGUGACGGGCUUCGGCAUCGAUGAAUACGCGCUCGGGCUCGGGUUCGUGGGGAUCUCCAUCGCUCUCUUCGUACAGUACGGCAGGUUGAAGAAGCUGGGGGGAACCGACGUCGCGCUGAAAGCCGCGACGCAGCAGGUGAUGUACCUGGCGAUCGCUUCGUUGCUCAUGGGUCUCGUCCUUGCGAUCCUGGGAUUCGCGACCGUCUCCUCGCCCCGGGGAUCCGGGAGCGGAGACGUAGAGGGGGGCAAGACGGAGGCGGACGACGCGAGGAACUACUCCAUCGAUGCGUUCCCCGACUUCGAGGACAGGAUGCUGGCCCAGCAGCUGCAUAAUCUGGACGGCAGGUCCGCGCUCCUCGACUCGCAGAAGGACACCCUCCGCGCCAGGCUGAACGCGGCCAGGCCCAGACCGGCCGCCGCUCCCCUCGAACACGUCUGA
This is a messenger RNA of Klebsormidium nitens, 1413 nucleotides long. The record is from the annotation of a GenBank genome assembly. Lineage: Eukaryota; Viridiplantae; Streptophyta; Klebsormidiophyceae; Klebsormidiales; Klebsormidiaceae.